GGGUCGGCACAGCGCUGGCGAGAAGCAGCUGUGUGGUUUUGUUUUGUUUUGGUCUCUCCCUGAAAUUCUCGGAGGCACCGCUGUACCUGUGUGAGAUCAUGCGGUCCUGUGGGAAGAUCUUGACGUUGUCACCACGCUAGCAGUGUAAAGUAGCGAGGCGGUUAGCAGCAGCGUAGCUUCACCAUUCCGAAAGCGUCGUGGUGCGUCUACAAGGAGGGACACAUUCACCAUGAUGAAGAAAAAGAAAUUCAAGUUUAAAGUUGAUUUUGAGCUGGACGAGCUGUCUUCGGUGCCAUAUGUUAACGGGGUUCUGUUCUGUAAAAUCCGUCUGCUGGAUGGCGGGUUUUCGGAGGAAUCAUCACGAGAAAUGGUCCAGGCCAACUGUGUACGCUGGAGAAUGAGGUUCUCGUUUCCAUGUAAAAUGAGCGCCAGUGCUGGAACAGGAGUUCUUGAUCCUUGCAUAUGUCGUGUUUCUGUCAGAAAGGAACUGAAAGGUGGGAAGACUUAUGCAAAGCUGGGCUUUGCUGAUCUGAACCUGGCUGAGUUUGCAGGAUCUGGGAGCACCACACGCCGCUGUUUACUGGAGGGCUACGACACAAAGAACACCAGGCAGGACAAUUCUAUUCUCAAGGUGAUCAUCUGUACUCAUCUUAUGUCUGGAGACCCCUGUUUCAAAACACCUCCAUCCACUGCCACAGUGAUUGGGAUCCAGGGGGAUGGAGAGACUCUGCUGGAAGAGCGAAGAGGUGGAGACACCCAGAAACCCUUUCUGGGGCUUUCAGAAACCACAGGCAAGUGUGGUUCUGUGCCUGAGGAGCUAGGUUUGUGUGGUCAUUCCCGAACCUCCAGCUAUGCUAGUCAGCAGUCUAAAGUAUCAGGCUACAGCACAGGUCACUCCCGCUCCUCCAGCCUAUCAGAGUUCACCCAUAAGAGGAACACGUCAGUUGGUAGCGCAUCCACAGGCAUUGCUAGCAUCCCUGAGCCCAGUGAGGAGAGCCUGAGUUCCACAGCACCCGCUGCUGCUGUCCAUGAAGCCUGUAGCACACUGCCAGUAAACCCUGCUACACCAGACAGAACUUCCAGCAGGCAUCCGAUGAAACAGGACUCGAUGGAAUCUCAGCUGAAGCGGAUGGAUGCCACUAGGGUUGAUGCUGAUGAUGUGGUGGAGAAAAUCCUACAAAGCCAAGACUUCACUCAUGGCAUGCUCGAUUCUAGCAAUGAAGAGGAGGGUCUUCGUUUAUUUGUGGGUCCUGGAGGAAGCACAGCACUUGGCAGCCAUCAUCUACCUGCCAGGGUUGGAGCUGGUGCCUAUGAACAAGUGGUGAUUAAGCGCUAGAGCUGGAAGGUGCCAAGUAGAGAGGUGGCACAAACCAAAGUACAAGAGAGAGGGCGGGUACUCCAACCUCCUUUCUUUCCAGCAGUGUGAUUAUUACUAUUAUUAUUAUUAUUAAUUUUUUCCGUCCAUUUGCUGCUAGUAAAGCCUGAGAAUUUUCAAAGAGCAGUGUCUGCCAUCAUUGUAGAAGCCGGGCUCCUCUGAAUCCUGGGGUAACUCCAUUACUUUCCAAUCCCAACACUCCCUGCUUUCCUCUUUGACUCGCCAAUAAAACAUUCAACAAAGGAGGGAAACUGAUCUUUUAUGUUGGAACAGGAAACAAACCUUGGAGUGUUUUGCUUGGUUGGCAGUUUUGUUCCACUUUUUUUUUGUCAUCUGUGUGGUGAGGAUUUGAGCUCUCCAUUGGAUCUUGUGUAUUCAGUGGUGUGGGUUUAAUAUUUAAAGUUUUAAUAGAUGGCCAUAUUCAGAGGAGUCAGCAGCUGUGUGUGUGUAGAUGGGAAUUGCAGAUGCAGUGUUGCAGCAUUCUGGUGAAGGUCACAUUACGAUUGCAUAGUGCUUCUUUGAUGAUCUCAUUACACCAAGCUGAAAGUGAACCGACUAGCUGGCAUUGGAGAGAUUGACUUUCGCAGUACUCACUGAAUAAAGUGUCACCUUUACAUUUAAACAAAUGAUUAAUAUUCUGUCAGAUUUGGACAUUAGUUUUAGUUCAUCAAACAUGGUCUAUGUGCAACUGUUCUGUUUGUGCUUUUGAUUGUACAGCCAUUUCAAGUGGCAUCUCACUCCUUCAGCACAUAUGAGGCUAGGGUCAAGCCACUCAGAAACUGCCAUGAUCAUUAUCUGGAGUGUAAUACAGCAGUUUGGCCCUUCAGCCAUAAUCGCACCAUGUACAUUACAGCUAAUUAGCUAUUUAUUUUACUGAGCACAGAGGGCAUGAUUGGGAGCUGAGGAGUAGGAAUUCACAGGGUUAUUAUUAUAUUGUGAAUUAUAGCCUUUGCAGCCGCAAAAGCAUUUUUCAUAGGCUUUAAUUUCAUUUAAAGUGCUACAAAAAUGUAGUCUAUGACCCUCUUUUUGUUUAUUUAUACUAUGUACAUGUAUUGCUGUUGUGUUCGUUUUUUUCAUAUGCAUCACAAACACUACAAAGUGUAUACUAAUGUCUGCCAAGUUUGUGCAUAUCUGAUGUUUAUCAUGAUAUACUGUUAAAGUACUUUUGUUAGUUUUCUGUCUGCUAGUGUAACCAUGAACCAGGUUCUCUAUGGUUUUAUGUGCCAUAUGUUUUACAAAAGCCAUAUGUUUUACAAAGUGUGUGUGUGUGUCAGUGACAGGGAGAGAGAAUACACACAGGAUAGUAUUUUGGUAGCUCUUUAGUGUAUCUUAACUCUGGCCCUAGGGAGAAACUAUGUAGGGCUAGAUUUAACAACCAAAAGCAUGGGUCUUAUUUGAAAUAUCUCGAGUGUAUAAAUGUCUAUAACAUCUAUUAUAUCACUUCUGAUAUGAUGUAAUAUCUCAGAAGCCUGACGAAAUGGACAGACUGAGUUAAGCCAGGGCUCUUCACUAUUACAAAACAUUAGUAUUGUGUCUUACAACCCAGACCAUUAGGUUUCCAUAGGGCAUUGUUUCAUACAUUAUAUCUGUACAGUGUACAAUAACAGAAUCCUUAGAUAUUUGAAUAGCUGACAUUGGGUGUAGGUACCAUGUGUUGGAAAACACCAUGGCUUUUUUUUUUUUAAUCAAGUCUGUGAAGCUUUUGCUCCUUGUACGUUACUGUACAGCGUAACGGUGAUGCUUUUUAGUGUUCUGCAUUGCCAUUGUGAUGUUCAGCUUCUUUUAAAUCAAUUGAUGCUGAUUGUGUACCGCGCACUGUUAAAUAAACAGUUUUUAACACAAAA
Neoarius graeffei (lesser salmon catfish) is the source of this 3219-nucleotide messenger RNA. It is a transcript of the gene eeig2b, whose product is annotated as family with sequence similarity 102 member Bb. The record is from RefSeq and is a predicted model, not a curated record. NCBI's taxonomy places the organism in Eukaryota, Metazoa, Chordata, Actinopteri, Siluriformes, Ariidae. The transcript is spliced from 11 exons. Bases 230 to 1336 code for a protein of 368 amino acids.